This is a messenger RNA of Megalobrama amblycephala (Wuchang bream), 2028 nucleotides long. RefSeq names its product protein FAM107B. The transcript has 4 exons. NCBI's taxonomy places the organism in Eukaryota, Metazoa, Chordata, Actinopteri, Cypriniformes, Xenocyprididae. Gene Ontology annotation, biological process: actin filament bundle assembly; regulation of actin cytoskeleton organization; actin filament polymerization. The coding region runs from base 125 to 709 and encodes 194 amino acids. Gene Ontology annotation, cellular component: neuron projection; stress fiber; synapse. The record is from RefSeq and is a predicted model, not a curated record.
GACUGUUUACACUGUGAGAGAGGAGGCAUGUGUGUGAAGAACAGCAGAAACUCAGGAGAAACGGCCCUCACAUAAACAUGUAGGAUAUCUCACACACACAUACGCACACACAGACAACAGCAGGAUGGACCAGAGAGUUGGACACAGUUUGUAUCCCCCUGAAGGCCAGCCCAGCAGACCCAGAGAUGUGCUUGUUAAGUCAGCCUCAGCAUAUGCCGAUAUUCAAUGGGAACAGCCUCAUCAGCCGAGAAACCCGGACAGGGAUCCAUUUGGUUACCCUCAUCGCGAGAUCCCCCCAUUGGCCAGUUACGCUCCUCAACCUGAUUAUAUGACAGGAGAUGAUGAUCUCAUCAAGCCCAAAAAGCUGAUUAAUCCAGUGAAAGCCUCUAAAAGCCACCAGGAGCUUCAUCGGGAGUUGCUUAUGAACCAAAAACGAGGUAUUAGUGUGGAGAAUAAGCCAGAACUGCAGCGUGUGUUGGAGCAAAGGAAGAGAGAGCAGAUGAUUAAACAGAGAAAGCAGGAGGAGGAAGCCAGGAGGAAAAUAUCUCCACUGGAACAGGAGCUUCUCAAGAGACAACAGAAACUAGAGGAGCUGGAGAAGGAACAAGCAAGACUGGAGGAGAGCAACUGCAGCGCCCCGGAGUUCAUCAAAGUGAAGGAGAACCUGAGACGAACAUCGUUUACAAGUUCUGGAGAGAAGGAGGUGUAGGGACACAGACUGGAUCCAUAUGUGUGUAUUUGUGCACAGCCAGUAACAUAGAGACCUGCUGCAGCUCCUAAACACCACCCACAUGACUGAGCUUCUCUACUUCCUGUCUCACGUCAACAACACCUUCACCGCUCUCUGUAGCAGGUUCAGAGAGGGCCGAGAUAAGGACAAGACCCAAAGAGCCUCUGCUACACCUUCACGUCACAAAGUGGUUGAUGCUCAAGAGGUUUAAGGAGACUGCAGAGAGAAAGUGUGUGUUGUUUUUUCUGCUCCAGAUGGGCCCUGUUGGGUUAAAGUUUAACUUUCCAGGCUGCUUAUGAGUUUGUUUGUGUGUAUGCAUGGAUGGACAGCUGUGUUCUGGUUCUGAAAAAGUGAAAACAAGGUACAAGGAGUAGUUUCAGAGUGAAUAAACAGUCUGUUGCUCUCUAACCGAAAGGCAGAACAUUUAUAAGGCGACAACUAGACAAACAUAUCAGUAUUACAGACAACAUUUUUGCUUAUUGCUUACCAAAUCGCCAAAUAUUUGUUCAUUGCCUAAUUUUAAAUAUUGUCUCUUAUACUUAACAAUCAGCACUUGUCACUUUUAAAUGAAAAUAUAACAACUACUAUUAUUUCCAGCCUUCAUCGCCCUUGAUUUUAAGUUCAGAAAGAAAAAAAAACAGCAACCAUUAAACAUUGAUCAUUACUACAAUGAUGGCUAAAAUGAUGAUGCACCAUUACAUGAAGUUAACUAUUUAAUUCGACACAUCAAAUGCACUUACUUGUGUAAAAAAUAGAGAAGUUGUCUAGUUUGUGCUUAUUCCGGUGCCUUUGUCUAAGUAAUGCAACAGUAUGGGCUGCCUGACUGUUGAUGUGGUUCAAUGUAUGUUGCAGAGAAUUUUGUUCAUAGUCUUAUCUUCAUGAAAUGUUGAAAUGUUGGUUGUGUAUCAGAAAAAGUGACGUUUCUUUCAACUUAUUUGCUGCUUUGAUUUAUGAUUGUUUAAACAAACAUUUACAAAUGAGAAAUAGAAGCAUAAAGCACUAAUGGCUGAAACCGUUUCAGAACUGAAAGGUAUUUUUAAAGUGCUAUAAAAUAAAUCAACUGUUUUAGAAUGUAUGGGCUUUUAAAGCACAAAGUAAAAUUGAAAUAAUAUGUAAUUGCUGCCUUGUCUAAAGCCAUUGGAUAAUACAACAGUCAAUUUGUUACUACAAUUCAAUGUUAAUUUACUUAUAAAAAUAUAUAUAUAAGAGUAGGCUACUUAUAUUUUUUGUAGCUUUAGUCAUGACCUUUUGAUUGUAAUAAACAGAGAACUUACACAAUAAAGAAAAAAGUAUACGUG